AUGUCCUCCCCUAACAGCAAUCUCCAAGAUCCCACCACCACCCACCACCUCUCUCCAUCAGACUCUAAGUGCCACUUACUAGACCAUGACUUGACUUUGAUGGUGGGGCAAUCGGUCUCCCUCACACUGGGAAAUGACUCUCUUUUGAUCGUCGAUGAAGGCGCCAUGCGCAAACCUGAUCGUACAUGUUGCGGACUGUUCCCUAAGCCAACAAACAAGGUUACCCAUUCCAUCUCGUUGUACAAUGUCCUGGACGCCGACCUUUCCGCCACCAGUUUGACCAUCACAUAUGCGGAGCACUCGGGUAAAGAUGACGUCGCUGUGAAUGCGCUGCAAUAUCCGAUCGCUGAAGACGAGACAAUAACUGCGAAGACGUGGACGGCCAAUUUGAUCAAUCUUGCAUACAGAAAUGCGCUGCGCCAUAAGCGACUCAAGAUCUUGAUCAACCCAUUUGGUGGAAAGGGAACAGCGGCCUACUUGUAUCGGACAUAUGCGGAGCCGGUUUUUGCAGCCGCCCAUUGCCAGUUGGAUGUGCAGGAGACAACUCAUUCUGGCCAUGCCACCGAAAUCGCCGAGCAGAUAGACAUUGAUGCAUAUGAUGCUAUUGUAUGCUGCUCUGGUGACGGCCUCCCAUAUGAAGUCUUCAAUGGCCUUGCAAAGAAACCCAACGCCGGGACAGCGUUGGCAAAGAUGGCUGUUGCGAUGUUACCUUGCGGCUCUGGAAACGCAAUGGCGUGGAACCUCCUUGGAACCGGCAGUAUUUCUAUCGCAGCUCUGACCAUUGUCAAGGCUUUGCGCAUGUCUUUCGAUCUAGCGUCAGUCACGCAGGCAGGAACGCGCACACUGUCGUUCUUAUCGCAGUCUUUUGGUAUCGUCGCAGAAUCGGACCUGGGGACCGACCAUGUCCGCUGGAUGGGGGCUCAUCGCUUUACAUACGGCUUUCUCGUCCGUCUCAUGAGCCGAACAAUAUAUCCCUGUGACCUCGCCGUAAAAGUGGUCAUUGACGAUAAAAACGCCAUUAAGGAACAUUAUAAUGCCUACGCAAGCGGCGCUGCCGUGACCUCCUCUACUGAGAAUGCCACUGAGCAAUCCGAGGGGCUUCCUACGCUUGAAUACGGGACAGUCCAAGAUGAUUUGCCCAAGGACUGGGAAGUCAUCCCAGCAGAGACGAUAGGCAAUUUCUACGCUGGAAAUAUGGCCAUAAUGUCCAAGGAUAUGCCAUUCUUCCCAGCCUCAGUCCCGAACGAUGGAUUGAUGGAUGUCGUCAUGAUCGAUGGGACCAUCAGCCGUGCCACCAGCCUCAAGAUGAUGACGGCAAUCCCUGAAGGUGGGUUUUUCGACAUGCCAGACGUGAAUAUCCACAAAGCAAAGGCGUACCGACUCAUUCCCCGAGAAAAACAGGGAUACAUCAGUGUUGACGGCGAGAAGAUUCCCUUUGAAGCCUUCCAGGUUGAGAUCCAUCAAGGCCUAGGCACCGUUCUGGCAAAGUCCGAACGCCUGUAUGAAACACCAGGACCCAGGCCGUAA
Aspergillus ochraceoroseus IBT 24754 is the source of this 1527-nucleotide messenger RNA. RefSeq names its product putative sphingosine kinase (SphK). The transcript has 3 exons. The coding region runs from base 1 to 1527 and encodes 508 amino acids. Lineage: Eukaryota; Fungi; Ascomycota; Eurotiomycetes; Eurotiales; Aspergillaceae. The record is from RefSeq and is a predicted model, not a curated record. Gene Ontology annotation, biological process: sphingosine biosynthetic process. Gene Ontology annotation, cellular component: intracellular membrane-bounded organelle; cytoplasm; membrane.